Vigna radiata var. radiata (mung bean) is the source of this 336-nucleotide messenger RNA. RefSeq names its product 1,4-dihydroxy-2-naphthoyl-CoA thioesterase 1-like. The record is from RefSeq and is a predicted model, not a curated record. The transcript has 2 exons. Gene Ontology annotation, molecular function: 1,4-dihydroxy-2-naphthoyl-CoA thioesterase activity. NCBI's taxonomy places the organism in Eukaryota, Viridiplantae, Streptophyta, Magnoliopsida, Fabales, Fabaceae. Gene Ontology annotation, cellular component: peroxisome. Bases 1 to 336 code for a protein of 111 amino acids. Gene Ontology annotation, biological process: phylloquinone biosynthetic process.
AUGGAAAACCAGCACCAAUCAUCAAAAACUUCUGAAGUAGAUGCUCCUCUCCAUUCAACUGGAUUUGAGAUUCAAGAUUUGUCUCCAAAAAGGGUAUCUAGCUAUCUCCCUGUUACACAAAAGUGCUGCCAGCCCUUCAAGGUGCUGCACGGAGGGGUGUCGGCAUUGGUGGCAGAGGCUUUUGCAAGCAUAGGUGCCCACAUGGCUUGUGGUUACAAAAGAGUGGCUGGGAUUCAGCUGAGCAUCAACCAUUUGAAAAGUGUUGUGCUUGGUGACUUGGUCUAUGCAGAAGCUACCCCCUCUAAAACUCUAAAAAUUGAAUUUAGGGUUUUGUAG